AUGAGGUUUACCGCUAUUACUCUCUUGGCACUUGGUGCCUCAGCCAGCGCCUAUGUCGUCAAUGACAAGAAGGUCGAGACUGAUAAUGCCGUUGAGGCCCGGGUGGUGGGAAGCGGUCCAGUCCGUGCGGCUGCCCUCGUAGCUGCUAUGCAGGCCCGCGAGCCCGAGCCCGAGCCCUUUGUUGAGAUCGAAGCCCGCCACCACAAGGGCAAGGGCAAGGCCAAGGGCAAGAAGGCUACCGCCCGUUUCGUUAAGUCCGAUGAGGACGACGAGGUGACAAAGCGCGAACCCCAUCACAAGGGCAAGGGCCUUGGUGCCCUUGCUGCCCUUGCCAAGGGCAAGGGGAAGAAGGCCACCGCCCGUUCUGUCGAGGCCCGCCAGGAGUUUGACCAGGCUGCUGACGACGCACACUGGGCUGAUCUUCACACUCGUGACGCUGAAUUCAACGCCGAGUUCGACAUCGAGACUCGUGAGCCCCACCACAAGGGCAAGGGCCUUGGUGCCCUUGCUGCCCUUGCCAAGGGCAAGGGGAAGAAGGCCACCGCCCGUUCUGUCGAGGCCCGCCAGGAGUUUGACCAGGCUGCUGACGACGCACACUGGGCUGAUCUUCACACUCGUGACGCUGAAUUCGACGCCGAGUUCGACAUCGAGACUCGUGAGCCCCACCACAAGGGCAAGGGCCUUGGUGCCCUUGCUGCCCUUGGCAAGGGUAAGGGCAAGAAGGCCACCGCCCGCUCCGUCGAUUCUCGCUCCGUUGUUGACGCACGCUCUGUUGACGCCCGCUCCGUCCACGCCCGCUCCGUCCACGCCCGUUCUGUUGACGCACGUUCCAUCGACGCCCGCCAGGAGUUCGACCAGGCCGCCGACGACGCACACUGGGCUGACCUUCACACUCGCGACGCUGAAUUCGACGCCGAGUUCGACAUCGAGACUCGUGAGCCCCACCACAAGGGCAAGGGCCUUGGUGCCCUUGCUGCCCUUGGCAAGGGUAAGGGCAAGAAGACCAAGCGCGACGUCGAGGCCCGCCAGGAGUUCGACCAGGCUGCGGAUGACGCUCACUGGGCUGAUCUUCACACUCGCGACGCUGAAUUCGACGCUGAGUUCGACAUCGAGACUCGUGAGCCUCACCACAAGGGCAAGGGCCUUGGUGCCCUUGCUGCCCUUGGCAAGGGCAAGGGCAAGGCUAACAACUAA
This is a messenger RNA of Didymella exigua CBS 183.55, 1194 nucleotides long. RefSeq lists its product as uncharacterized. The coding region runs from base 1 to 1194 and encodes 397 amino acids. The transcript has 2 exons. NCBI's taxonomy places the organism in Eukaryota, Fungi, Ascomycota, Dothideomycetes, Pleosporales, Didymellaceae. The record is from RefSeq and is a predicted model, not a curated record.